Molecule: messenger RNA, 4986 nt
Organism: Notolabrus celidotus (New Zealand spotty)
Lineage: Eukaryota; Metazoa; Chordata; Actinopteri; Labriformes; Labridae
Gene: ppp1r12a
Product: protein phosphatase 1, regulatory subunit 12A
Exons: 26
Coding region: 134-3307 (1057 amino acids)
Biological process (GO): signal transduction
Cellular component (GO): cytoplasm; Z disc; A band
Molecular function (GO): protein kinase binding; phosphatase regulator activity; enzyme inhibitor activity
Source: RefSeq, a predicted model, not a curated record
AGCUCUCUCUCUCUCUCUCAGUUCCCCCUCCUCCCCAGCCCUCCCUUCCCACGCCCCAGUGCGCUGUGGGAUAGUGGCACUAUAAAGUAUAUCCUCUCUCGGAGAAAGAUAAGAAGCCCGAGACAGGAGGGGGAUGAAGAUGGCGGACGCCAAGCAGAAGAGGAAUGAGCAGUUAAAGCGAUGGCUGGGCUCGGAAACGGACCUGGAGCCUCCUAUUCUGAAGAAGAAGAAGACGAAGGUGAAGUUCGAUGAUGGCGCCGUGUUUCUGGCCGCCUGCUCCAGCGGGGACACCGAGGAGGUGCUGCGAAUGCUGGACCGGGGCGCUGACAUCAACUACGCCAAUGUGGACGGACUCACCGCCCUCCACCAGGCAUGCAUAGAUGACAACGUCGACAUGGUGACUUUCCUCGUGGAGCAUGGAGCCAGCAUCAACCAGCCCGAUAAUGAGGGCUGGAUCCCCCUCCACGCUGCAGCCUCCUGCGGAUACCUAGACAUAGCAGAGUAUCUCAUCAGCCAGGGUGCCAGUGUAGGAGUCGUUAACAGUGAAGGUGAGACUCCCCUGGACAUCGCCGAAGAGGAGGCGAUGGAGGAGCUCCUACAGAAUGAGAUCAACAGACAAGGGGUGGAUAUCGAAGCAGCCCGGAAAGAGGAGGAGCGGAUCAUGCUGAGGGACGCCCGGCAGUGGGUCAACAUUGGCCAGAUCCAGGACGUCCGGCACGCUAAGUCUGGAGGAACGUCGCUCCACGUGGCUGCUGCAAAGGGAUACGUUGAGGUUUUAAAGCUUUUAAUCCAAGCAGGGUAUGAUGUAAAUAUUAAGGACUACGAUGGCUGGACUCCUCUACAUGCGGCUGCACACUGGGGCAAAGAGGAGGCCUGUAAGAUACUGGUGGAGCACCUGUGUGACAUGGACCUCAUUAAUAAAAUGGGCCAGACGGCUUUAGAUGUAGCAGACGAGGACGUUAUGGGAUACUUAGAGGAACUACAGAAGAAACAGAAUCUGCUGAUGGGUGACAAGAAAGAUGUUAAGAAAUCUCCUAUAAUCGAAACAACGACCACAGGGGACAACAACCAAUCACUGAAACCACUCAAGAGCAAAGAAACGCUGCUUCUAGAGCCAGAGAAGAUCGCCCCACGCAUCGAGACCUUGGAGCCGGAGAAGGUGGAUGAAGAAGAGGAGGGGAAGAAGGACGAGUCGAGCUGCUCCAGCGAGGAAGAGGAGGACGAAGACUCCGAAUCAGAGACUGAAGCAGACAAAACCAAGCCUGCAGCAUCCGUGAGCAACAGCACGACGCCUACUCCGGCCACCAUCACCGUGACCUCUCCAGCAAGUCCAACUAACCAGGUAACUCAGCCCGCUACGAAGGUCUCGGCUAAGCCUGUGGACGACGACAGGAAGGACGAGUCCCCGGCGUCGUGGCGGCUGGGUCUGAGGAAGACGGGCAGCUACGGAGCGUUAGCGGAGAUCACGGCCACCAAGGAGGCGCAGAGGGAGAAGGACACGACCGGGGUGAUGCGCUCCGCCUCCAGCCCUCGCCUCUCCUCCUCGCUGGACAACAAAGAGAAAGAGAAGGAGAAGGACAAAGGAACCCGGCUCGCCUAUGUGGCCCCGACCAUCCCCAGGAGACUGGCCAGUACUUCAGACAUCGACGAGAAGGAGAACAGGGACUCGACUUCUCUGAUACGUAGCGGCUCGUACACCCGGCGACGCUGGGACGACGACCUGAAGAACAGCGAAGGAAGCACCACCACCAACCGAACCCCCAGCUACCAGCGCAGCACGUCCCACACGCUAGCACUAGGGCGGAGCGGCAGCACGCGGGACGUGCCGGCCAAGUCUUCGUCCACCUCCAGCUUGGACCCUAACACCUGUAAUACUAAACCCUGGCAGCCACCCUCCUCCCACUACCAGUCUUACAGCAUUUACCGCAGCGGCUCUUUCGGCAGACGACACGAGGAUCUGAGUUCCUCGACCACCUCCUCCUCCUCCACGACCACCACCACCUCCUCAUCUGUUACCUCGCCCACAGGCCACCGCGGCCUGCUCUCCAGCCUGGGCUCCGGCUCCACCCGCACUGGCUCCACCAGUCUCACCAGCAGGUACUGGUCAGAGGAGAGUGCAGAGAGGGAAAAGGACAAGGAGAAGGAGUCUGCUGCGGUCAUCCCCACUAUGAACACUGGCUCAACUACGACCACAACAUCCACCACUACCACUGCCAUAUCUACCACUACUGGCACUGGCACCGGCCCAGAGAGACGCAGGUCCUACCUGACGCCGGUGCGAGACGAGGAGUCAGAGUCUCAGAGGAAAGCUCGCUCUAGACAGGCUCGACAGUCGAGGAGGUCCACCCAGGGUGUGACUCUCACUGACCUGCAAGAGGCCGAGAAAAUCGGCAAGGGUCGUCCCCCAAAGACCCGAGAGGAGGAGAAGGAGGAGAAAGAGAAGCAGGACAAGGAGAAGCAGGAGGAGAGGAAGGAGACGGAGACGAAGGAGGACGAUUACCGAUCAAAGUACCGCAGCUAUGAAGAGCGCUACCGGCCUUCGUCCUCUUCCUCCACCUCCGCCAUAUCCACGGUCAGCACUGCCUCCACCCCAUCCUACUCUAGUACAGCACUGUCCUCCAGCUCAAGCUCCCUCAACAGGCCCAACAGUCUGACGGGGAUCACCUCCUCCUACAGCCGCUCAUCCAGAGACACAGAAAAAGAAUUGGACAAGAAGGAGGAGGAGAAGGAGGGAGAGGACAAGUCUCAGCCUCGCUCCAUACGGGAUCGCAGGCGGCCCCGCGAGAAGAGACGCUCCACUGGAGUCUCCUUCUGGACUCAAGAUGGUGAUGAAAAUGACCCCGACCAGCAGUCCGACUCAGAGGAGGGCAGCAUCAAGGGAGAUACACAGAGUGACAGAUUGUCCAGCACUUCAUCCAUAGAUCGCAACGACAACUAUUCUGGUCGUGGCUACGGUGAGAGUCGAAGGACUUACUCAAGCCGACUGGAUCGAGACGACACCACUGACUACAAGAAGCUCUACGAGCAGAUCUUAGCUGAGAACGAGAAGUUGAAGGCCCAGUUACGUGACACAGACCUGGAGCUGACAGACUUGAAGCUACAACUAGAGAAGGCUACUCAGAGGCAGGAACGCUAUGCUGACCGAUCACAGCUUGAGAUGGAGAAAAGGGAAAGAAGAGCUCUAGAAAGGAAGAUUUCUGAGAUGGAGGAGGAACUUAAGAUGCUCCCAGACUUGAAAGCCGACAACCAGAGACUAAAGGACGAGAACGGAGCGCUCAUUCGAGUCAUUAGCAAGCUUUCCAAGUAGAACACCCCCCCCCCCCCACCCUCCUUUUACACCCCUCCCCCCGUCUUCUGCACCCCCUCCCCCCUUUUAGCCUCCCCAUGGCAGUGACUAAUGGAAUUGCACAUUUAGAUAUUAAUUGCAACAGACAUCAGAGACAAGACUCCUUUUUAUUCUUUCUCUCCUGCAAACUUUUGCUCCCUUUUUUUUGCUCCUCCUCCUCCUCCGCCGCCGCUGCAGCAGCAUCCCUCCAUCCAUUCAUCCAUCCAUCAUCACCACCACCACCAUCAUCUAUACUCCACUCGAUCGAGUCCCGGUUAGAUCCACUGAGUUUACAGAGCGGAAAAAAGGAGAGCGGGGUCGUGUGAUGAGCAUGUAAAAGCAUCGUCUGGGCGGGGAAAAGCCUGAGAACUAUUUAACCAAUAAGCCUUAGUUGUACAUAAAGAGAAAAAACACUCUGCAUCGAUCUCUUCUCUUCUCUCUCGGCUAUCACUGAACGACCGAUAUUACCCCACACCUGAUUUUAUUUGUGCCACAGUCCCCCUUUUUCCCCCUUCUUUGUGUGCUGUGCUGUUUCCUCCCUCCUUAAAGUGCCACUUCUCCUUUUUUUGCCCCUCCUCAUCGUGGCUCCUUUUAACUUCAUUUUCCCCACACACACACACACACACACACACACACACAUCCUCCUCCAUUUUUUUGUACCUCUGUGUGUCUUCCUCCAAGAGGGAAAAAAUUUUGAAUUCUCGCUUUAGCGAAAAAAGAGGCGGACCUGGUGGAAUUUAAGCUUUCACUGUAUGUGCAAUAUGCAUUUUCUUUUUCUUUUUAAUGCUUUAAUGACGAGUCCAUCACACCUAGGAUUUUCACUCUUCCACCGCUUCAUCGCUCACCCUCCUCCUCCUCUUUUUUUUUUGUUUUAAGUUUGUAGUGUAGUCAGUUUAUACUCUGUAUUUCUCACUUUGUUUUAGCAGGUACUGAGUGACGCUGUAUAUACCUGUAUGUAUUUGUUUGAGAGCAGCACAUGGCAUGCGUUUAUGGUUCCCGUCUGUUACUAUUAAAAGUAUACAAAUUCCAGAGGACAAACAGGUGUGUUUUUAAUUCUUACUCUAGUUAUAAAAACAUUGGAUACAGUAGAAGACGGCAGUGUUCAGUGCUUUUCUUUUUUUUCCAGUUGAAAUACGUGUUCACAUAAUGUGAGAUGAAAAAGAAAUAAUCGCUUCACUACAUUUCACUUUCAUUGUAUCCAGUAUCUUGGAAGAGUGCUCUUUUAUUUUCGUUUUUUUUUUUAAAGCUGUAGUAUUCUAGCCGAGGUGUUGUCACUAAAAUAAAAAAAAGAAUAUCUUAGGUAUCGCUAACCCAGUCCUUUUUACAAUGUCUACAUGCACUGUCGACGCCAUGUGAGGAGUCUUGAUGUCAGGUUACAACGCAAAAAUCGCCACCGUUAAAUAUUUCACGCAUCUGAAAACAUUUUAUGCAUUUCAGUGGCCUUUUAAGGAUAUUUUAGUGGAAGAAGUUUAAAGAGAAAGUCACUGCAGAUGGACUGACGACCAUCUUCUCUGGUUUAGACUUUUUUUGUUUUUGUUUUUUUUUUGUUUUUUUUUCCCGUCAUCUUGUAAAAUAGGUGUGUGGCUUAAUACAUGCAAGCUGUGCUGUGACUACCAACCACUGAAGAGUUCAUUAAAAAUAAACUUGUACAUUGUAAAGUU